AGAGUAAUGUUAAAAUUUGAACCAAAAUAUUUAAUUUAGAAAAUCAUGUAGUCUGACUGUGUCCCUUUUUCAUCCCUUAGUACUACUACCAUGAGUGAAUUUACAUCGGGAACUUCUGAUGGAAUCUCCAAGGAAAUUAUAAUGGAACGACUCUCCAGGUUCCAUGAUGAAGAUACUGAAGACAGUGUCUUUCUCAAUUCAAAUGACAGCAUUAUUAGUAGAAUUUUGUACUCACUGGUAUCAUCACUCACGUUCAGAAUAUUUGGAAUUAUGCUCGUCUUUGUGGAUCUGUCUCUCAUCAUUACAGACCUGAUUGUCGCUAAUAGCACAACAUAUAUUCCUUUGGAAUAUCAUUCAAUUUCUUUAGCUAUUGCUUUAUUUUUUUUGAUGGAUGUUCUUCUUCGAGCAUAUGUAGAAGGGAUAAAAUACUAUUUUUCUGAUGCACUUAACUUUUUGGAUGCUGUCAUUAUUGUAAUGACUCUAUUGAUUGAUAUUAUUUAUAUGUUUUUUGACUUUAAGUCUCUUCAAACUACCCCCAGAUUGACUAUUUUCUUUCGACCUCUACGACUUGUCAUUCUUGUAAGAGUUUUUCAUCUGGCUCAUCAAAAGAGACAUCUUGAACAGCUGGCCAGAAGGAUGGUUUCAGGAAACAAACGGCGGUACAGGAAGGAUGGAUUUGACCUAGACCUCACUUAUAUUACCGAGCGUAUCAUUGGCAUGUCAUUCCCAUCUUCAGGAAAGGAGUCUUUCUAUAGGAAUCCCAUUGAGGAAGUUGUGCGGUUCUUAGAUACCAAACAUCGAGAACACUAUCAAAUCUACAAUCUAUGCAGUGAAAGAGCUUAUAAUCCUAAGUACUUCCAUGACAGGGUCCAGCGAAUCAAGAUUGAUGAUCACAAUGUCCCCAGUCUAAGUGAGAUGGUGGCAUUCGCCAAGGAAGUGAAUGAGUGGAUGUCUCAAGAUGACAAAAACAUCGUAGUGAUUCACUGUAAGGGAGGCAAAGGACGAACUGGAACGAUGAUUUGUGCCUACCUUAUUGCCAGUGGAAUAUUUACAACUGCAGAGGAGAGCCUUUUUUAUUUUGGAGAACGGCGAACAGAUAAAAGCACCAGUACUAAAUUUCAGGGAGUUGAAACCCCUUCCCAGAGUAGAUACGUUGGAUAUUUUGCAGAUGUGAAAAAUAUCUACAACAUGACUCUCCCUCCAAGAAAAACAGUCAAGAUUGAAAAAAUUGUUAUUCAUUCAAUUCAUGGUGUAGGAAAAGGCAAUGGCACUGAUCUCAAAGUACAAAUAGUAAUGCAGAGGCAGAUCAUCUUUUUCGGCUCUGCUUCCAAAAACUGUCAGAUCCUUCAUGAUGCAGAAACAGACAGCGUGACAAUCCAUCUGUCCAACUGCCCACCACUGUAUGAUGACAUCAAAGUGCAGUUUUUCUCUUCUUCCGACCUACCCAAGUAUUACGACCAGUGUCCAUUUUUUUUCUGGUUCCAUACAUCAUUUUUACAAAACAAAAGGCUUUACCUUCCACGGAACCAACUGGAUAAUCCACAUAAAAAAAAAACCUGGCAUAUCUACCGUGAGAACUUUGCAGUAGAGCUGCAUUUUGAAUAAGUGUUCCCCACCACCCCUGCCACACAUUUAGGUCUCCUAACCCUCCUUCCUUGCAUGUAUACUUACAGUACAUUUACAUACACAUUUUUGACACCUUAAGUUUAUACGUUAUAAAAGGUUAGUGGUCCUUUUCUUUCCUGAAGGAGGUAUGCCAGAGUUGAGAGAACUACUGUUCCUGGGGACUGUGUGCCAAAGUUAAGAGUUUAAAAGAACUUUCAUAUCAAAAUAACAUUUAAAAUGAUUCCUCACAAUAUUGCGUGAGGUUUAUUAUGUAUUAUUGGGUAAGUAGUCCCUGCUUUCACAUGUGUAAUGUCAGAUUAAAGAGGUCAUUUCUAAGCUAUUUAAAAAACCUCCGACUGGCAGCAGUACGAGGCUUGAGCCCAUAGGACCGUUCCUAUAAACAGUCCUGGCAGAGCUUGUGAUACAAGCUUCAAUUACACAGGCAGUCAGUCCUUGGAGGACAAGAGAAUCUGGGUAAACAUAAGCAGACGUUACAGUAGAUUCUUUCUCUUUGUAACAUCACCGUGAAGUCAAAGGAAAUGUCUGCCUAGAGAAAUCUAGAUGAUUUUAAAGUACAGCCCCUGACACAGACUCUGCUUCCAGCCAACUUCAUGUAAAUGUAGGGAACUCUGUGAAGAUCAUCUUUUCACUAUAAACACUGGUUAGUCCAGUGUCCACAGGGAAUCCUAUUCUCUUCGUUGCUGGAUGUUGUUUUAUUCUAAGUACCUUAACGUCAUUAUGUAUAUGCUUAUAUAUUUAUAUAUUAUAUAAAUAAA
Molecule: messenger RNA, 2381 nt
Organism: Mustela lutreola (European mink)
Lineage: Eukaryota; Metazoa; Chordata; Mammalia; Carnivora; Mustelidae
Product: phosphatidylinositol 3,4,5-trisphosphate 3-phosphatase TPTE2-like
Exons: 18
Coding region: 91-1605 (504 amino acids)
Biological process (GO): dephosphorylation
Cellular component (GO): cytosol
Molecular function (GO): phosphatidylinositol-3,4,5-trisphosphate 3-phosphatase activity; protein tyrosine/serine/threonine phosphatase activity
Source: RefSeq, a predicted model, not a curated record